This is a messenger RNA of Caenorhabditis sp. 36 PRJEB53466, 1544 nucleotides long. Lineage: Eukaryota; Metazoa; Nematoda; Chromadorea; Rhabditida; Rhabditidae. The record is from the annotation of a GenBank genome assembly.
AUGUCGAACGAAAUUGUGUUCGGAAAAGUGUCGAAGAUAGUGUGCGUGGGCGCCGGCUAUGUCGGAGGUCCGACGUGCGCAAUGAUCGCCCACAAAUGCCCGAACCUCACCGUCACUGUGGUCGACAUGAAUGCGGCGAAGAUUGCCGAGUGGAAUUCGGAUAAACUGCCUAUUUAUGAGGUACCAGACUUUGUUCGACUACCGUUCAACCAAUUCGUCUCUUUUCAGCCGGGACUCGAUGAGAUCGUCUUCAAAGCACGUAACGUCAACCUCUUCUUCUCUUCGGAUAUCCCAAAAGCCAUCUCAGAGGCAGAUCUCAUCUUCAUCUCGGUCAACACACCGACCAAGAUGUACGGACGUGGCAAAGGAAUGGCUCCGGACCUGAAGUACGUGGAAUCGGUGUCCCGGACCAUUGCACAGUACGCCGGUGGGCCCAAGAUUGUGGUGGAGAAGAGUACGGUGCCGGUGAAGGCUGCCGAGAGUAUCGGGUGUAUCCUGCGAGAGGCCCAGAAGAACAAUCCGAACCUCAAGUUCCAAGUUCUCUCUAAUCCAGAAUUCCUGGCCGAAGGAACCGCCAUGAAAGAUCUGGCCAACCCGGACAGGGUGCUGAUCGGAGGAGAGUCCUCUCCGGAAGGCGCGCAAGCCGUUGCUGAACUUGUCCGUAUCUACGAGAACUGGGUCCCAAGAGACCGUAUCAUCACAACGAACACGUGGAGCAGUGAGCUUUCGAAGCUCGUGGCCAACGCAUUCCUUGCUCAGCGCAUUUCUUCUAUCAACUCAAUUUCUGCAGUCUGUGAAGCCACAGGAGCCGAUAUCAGCGAAGUGGCACAUGCCGUCGGAUACGAUACGAGAAUCGGAAGCAGAUUCCUGCAAGCUUCCGUCGGAUUCGGAGGCAGUUGCUUCCAGAAGGACGUUCUUUCACUUGUCUACCUUUGCGAGUCACUCAAUCUCCCGCAAGUGGCGGAUUACUGGCAAGGAGUGAUCAACAUCAACAACUGGCAGCGUCGUCGUUUUGCUGAUAAGAUUAUCGCCGAGCUGUUCAACACGGUCACCGACAAGAAGAUCGCCAUAUUUGGAUUCGCUUUCAAGAAGAACACGGGCGACACGAGAGAAUCUUCGGCUAUCUACGUCAUCAAGCAUCUGAUGGAGGAGCACGCGAAGCUUUCCGUCUAUGAUCCAAAGGUGCAAAAGUCUCAGAUGCUAAACGAUCUUGCUACUGUGACAAGCGCACAAGACGUCGAAAGACUGGUCACUGUGGAAUCAGAUCCGUUCACGGCCGCUCGUGGAGCUCAUGCCAUUGUUGUGCUUACCGAGUGGGAUGAGUUUGUUGUAUGUGUCGGCUAUAGAUGGUUUUCCUAUGAUAGUAAUAUUUUCAGAAUUUGGACUACAAGAAGAUCCACGAUAACAUGCAACAUCCAGCCGCAAUCUUCGACGGACGCCUCAUUCUGGAUCAGAAUGCGUUGCGCGACAUUGGCUUCCGCACAUUCGCCAUUGGAACCUCGCCCGAUCAGGCGUACAAUCUGUUUGGAACCGCUGGAUAUUAA